Molecule: messenger RNA, 795 nt
Organism: Apodemus sylvaticus (European woodmouse)
Lineage: Eukaryota; Metazoa; Chordata; Mammalia; Rodentia; Muridae
Gene: Tspo2
Product: translocator protein 2
Exons: 4
Coding region: 117-626 (169 amino acids)
Cellular component (GO): membrane; endoplasmic reticulum
Molecular function (GO): cholesterol binding
Source: RefSeq, a predicted model, not a curated record
CAGCCGGGAGCCUAGCUCCACCCCUUUCCAGUCCCUCGCCAUCUUCUGGCUAAUACACAUCCUAUGUCAUCAGGCCCGGGGAGGUGUGUGCCCGAGAUCUUGCCUCUCUGUGGAGAAUGCAGCUUCAAGGACCUGUCUUUGUGGGUGUGCCCCUCCUGGGGCCCAUCCUGAUUUGGAUGUUCACUCAUCAGCUAUCCAGUCGGUGUGAGGAUGAGAGGAAGCUACCUUGGUGCCCUCCCCACAAGGUCAUACUGCUUGUGUGGGCGACCAUCUACUCUGUCAUGGGCUAUGCCUCCUACCUGGUAUGGAAGGACCUCGGAGGGGGCUUUCGGUGGCCCCUUGCACUGCCCCUGGGCCUCUACUCUUUCCAGCUGACCCUCAGCUGGACUUUCCUGAUGCUCUUCUUGGCAGUCGACAGCCCUGGGCUGGCCCUCCUGGACCUCUUACUGCUCUAUGGACUGGUAGCAAGCAUGGUGUUUAUCUGGCAGCCGAUCAACAAGCUGGCUGCUCUGCUCCUGCUGCCCUACCUGGCCUGGCUCACUGUGACCACCGCCAUCACCUACCGCCUGUGGAGAGACAGCUUGUGUCCAGCAUACGAGCCUUUGCCAUCCAAGGAGAGCGGCUGAGCACCGGGAUGCAGAAGGAAGGAGGACAGCAAGAGCCUCUGUGGAGCUAGGGACACUUAAUGUGGCUGCUUUCCUGGGUCUUCCUGCUGCCCUUUCUCCUUAGACUGCAGAGGUGUAGAAAAGAAGAGUUGCUUUCUGACACGUAAUAAAAUCCUGUUGUUGACUUUGA